Messenger RNA from Petromyzon marinus (sea lamprey), 1512 nucleotides. The record is from RefSeq and is a predicted model, not a curated record. Lineage: Eukaryota; Metazoa; Chordata; Hyperoartia; Petromyzontiformes; Petromyzontidae.
CCCGUGACGUCAUCACGCACGGGCGACGCGCUGACGUCACGCGGCCUUCCAUCAGCUUCGCUCGUGAGUUAAGCGCCAAAGUCGUCCAUCUCGGUGAGCCAUGGUGGACUACAGCGUGUGGGACCACAUCGAAGUGUCGGACGACGAGGACGACACUCACCCCAACAUCGACACGCCGAGUCUCUUCCGAUGGCGACAUCAGGCGCGCCUGGAGCGCAUGCAGGAGUCCCGUGAGGAGCGAGAGGCGGUGGAGCGUUCGCUCUCGGAGUGCUCCCGCCGUGUGUCCGAGUGCUCCCGUCGCCUCGACGCCCUCGACCCCCCGCCGCCGGGGUUGGCGGAUCAGCGCGAGAGGCUGCAGGCGGAGCUGGCGGAGCUGCGGCGGCAGCAACUCGAGUGGAGGCGCAAGGAGGCGGAGCUGAGGAGGAAGGAGCGGACACAGCCCUGGAACGUCGACACCCUCAGCACGGAGGGCUUCGACAAGGUGGUCGGUGAUCAACCCCCCGAAGAAGGUGGAGAAUCUGAGCGGGCCACGUCGGAGGAGGAGAGGGAGGAGAAGCAGCGGAGAUUCGUGGAGCAGAAUGAGCGACUCAUCAAGCACUUCGGGAUGCUGAAGAGAUGGGAGGACAGUCAGCGGUACCUGUCGGACAACCCGGACCUGGUCUGUGAGGAGACGGCCAACUACCUGGUGAUAUGGUGCAUAGACCUUCAGGUGGAGGAGAAGCAGGCUCUGAUGGAGCAGGUGGCCCACCAGACGAUCGUGAUGCAGUUCAUUCUGCAGCUUGCAUCCAACCUGAAAAUCGACCCACGCGGAUGCUUCCGGCAGUUCUUCAACAAAGUCAGGUCAACGAGUGACACCCACUACAUGGAGGCCUUCACGGACGAGUUGGAGUCCUUCAAGGGCCGUGUCCGUGAGCGUGCCCGCGUCCGUCUGGAACGCGCUGCUGCUGCGUACGAGGAGGAGGAGAGACAGCGGAGGCUGGGACCUGGAGGCCUGGACCCUGUGGAGGUCUACGAGAGCCUGCCACAGAUCCUGCAGAAGUGCUUCGACUCCAAGGACAUUCAGCUGCUUCAGGAGACUAUCACCACCCUGGACCCCACGGAGGCAAAGUAUCACAUGCAGCGGUGCGUCGAUUCCGGUUUGUGGGUCCCGAAUCGUGACGAGCCUCCAGCAGCAGAGGAGGAGGAGGAGGCGGUGGAGGCUGAGGCUCCUUCAGUGGCGGGGGUGGGGGAAUGAAUCGGUGAAGGAUUCAUCGGUGGUGGGGGAAUGAAUCAGUGAAGGAGUUGAAAAGGAUGGGGGUUUUUGGGGCAUCUGAUAGGGUUAUAGGGGAUCUAAGGGCGGGGUUAUAGGGGAUCUGAUGGGGUUAUAGGGGAUCUGAUGGGGUUAUAGGGGAUCUGAUGGGGUUAUAGGGGAUCUGAUGGGGUUAUAGGGGAUCUGAUGGGGUUGUAAGGCAUCUGAUGGGGUUGUAAGGCAUCUGAUAGGGUUUUAGGGCAUCUGAUGGGGUUAUAGGGGAU